Messenger RNA from Astrephomene gubernaculifera, 2342 nucleotides. The record is from the annotation of a GenBank genome assembly. Lineage: Eukaryota; Viridiplantae; Chlorophyta; Chlorophyceae; Chlamydomonadales; Astrephomenaceae.
GUCAAUGAACAUAACCGUUCCCUCUAAUGCUAUGAACUUCGCCAUGUCCUCCGGCUCUGUUCUACGCGCAGCGUUUCUAGCCUCUCGCUCUACAGCAAGGCGAUUAAGUUCUGUGCUUGCAUCCAGUAGGAACACAUGCAUUGCCGACAACCUCAAUUGUUGUUUGAGCUGUGCUAGCGGUCGAAGACACCAUCGCACCCGGCCCACAUCGCGCCACAUCCUGCCGACACCGUUAGUCGCUUGCAGUUUGUAUUCGAAUGCGACGUCUACUCCAGCCUCCCCACCAAUUGGCAUCCAUAACCAACUUUGUCAUCACCAGACAGGUCAUCAAACAAGCUGCCCUGCAGCGAGAGCAGUGCUUCCUCAGUGCAGCAGCAUUCGUUGUAGCUUCCAUGGCGUCGGGGCACCCGCCUCAGGGCCCCUCUCAGCACGGCUCGGCUUUCGGUGGCGGUUGUUAACAUCCCUUCCUCAUCGUUCCAUGCCGUCAGCCCCCGCAGCUUUUUCCACAGCGACCUCCGCAGUCUCCAGCAGCGAUUUGCGUGAGGUGGAAUUGGAGGGCCUGGGUGUCCUCAAGCGCAAGGUCUCGGAGGCCUCCACCCGUCUCUCCCGCGUGUUGGAGGUGGCGGACGAGGCGGGCUGCGCCGCCAAGCUGGCCGUGCUGGAGCGGGAGGCGGCGGCGGCGGGGGGAGCGCUGUGGGGCGAGCAGCCGGGGCGGGCGCAGGCGCUCAUGACGGAGAUCGGGACACUCAGGUCUGAGCUGGAGCAGCUGGGUCGCUUCCGGUCGCAGCUGGAGGACUGCGCCUUCGCCCUGGAGCUGCUGGAAGCGGAGGCGGCACCCGGCGGCAGCAGUAGCAGUGUUGGAGACAGCAGUGGGGUUAGUGGCAGCAGCAGCGCCAGCAGCAGCGGUAGCAGUGGCGGCGGGGGGCUGGCUGGCGAGCAGGCAGUGCUGGCUGCGGAGGCGCUGGCCACACUGCGGAUGCUGAGCCAGGGACUGGACGGCUGGGAGCUGCGGCGGUUGCUGAGUGGGCCCUACGACUGCCGCGGCGCCCGCCUGACCAUCAGCGCGGGGGCGGGCGGGGUGGACGCCAUGGACUGGGCCGCCAUGCUGGAGCGCAUGUACACACGUUGGGCCGAGUCGCAGGGCUACAGCGUGCGGGUGCUAGAGCGGGCGCCCGGGGAGGAGGCGGGCGUCAAGAGCGUGGAGCUGGAGGUGACCGGAGGGGGAGGCGGGGGGGCGGGCGAGGGAAGCAGCGGGGGCGGCUUCGCGUACGGCUACCUGCGCGGCGAGAAGGGCACCCACCGGCUGGUACGCGCCUCGCCCUUCAACGCCAAGGGGCUGCGGCAGACGAGCUUUGCGGGUGUCGACGUGAUGCCGGUGCUGCUGGCCUCCGACCUGCCGCCCCUGGAGCUGCACGAGCGGGACCUGGAGGUGACCACCAUGCGCUCGGGCGGCAAGGGCGGGCAGAACGUGAACAAGGUGGAGACGGGUGUGCGCAUCACCCACCUGCCCACCGGCCUGUCCGUCAAGUGCACCCAGGAGCGCACCCAAGUGGCCAACAAGGCCAUCGCGCUGGACCUACUCAAGGCCCGGCUGCUGGUGGUGCUUGAGGAGCAGAACGCGGCUCGUGUGGCGGAGAUCCGGGGGGACCUGGUGAAGGCGGAGUGGGGGCAGCAGAUACGGAACUACGUGCUUCAUCCGUACAAGCUGGUCAAGGACACACGCACGGGCUUCGAGACAUCCGAUGUGACUGCCGUGUUGGACGGCGGCGAGGUGCUUGGGGAGUGCAUGGCGGCCUUCCUGAGGCUGCGGGGGAGGCAGGAGGUGGGGCAGCGGCUGGCAGCCGUACCUGCUGCCGCAGGCGUGGAAUGAGCGACUGAUUCCUCCAUUGGCUCAUGUAUGGGGAUGCGGGCAGGCAACGCAAGCUGCCUGUGGCUCGUGGCUGGAGGAAUGUUGAGUGACUGCGUCAUGUAUCUUCCUUAAUUGUAGAUUGGUUUGCCAAACCGGAGCUUCCAGGCGACUCACAUUGCAUAAGCGAAUUGCAUAUCAUAAAACAUUGUCGAUUGUGGGUUGAUAAGGAUUUGGGCAGUGUGGCAAACAGAGGCAUUGGUGAUGUGACGUAACUGGACUACUGUGAAGCAGGACUAGCUAAGAUAGGAAAACAGUAUAAGCAGAGUAUAUUGCUAUUGGUAUACUCAAAGAAGAUCGCUACCUGGGGUUUGCAAAUCCAACACUCAUACAAUUUCAUAUUGUGACAGGACAGAUGUCAACAGUAAGGUAUCUGAAUGCAUUGCAGGUUAGAAAUGUUUCUAUAGACGCUUUGUUGAGUCCAUGAGCCAUUAGG